This is a messenger RNA of Ceratitis capitata (Mediterranean fruit fly), 413 nucleotides long. Its product is annotated as myb-like protein Q. The transcript is spliced from 2 exons. The record is from RefSeq and is a predicted model, not a curated record. The coding region runs from base 18 to 413 and encodes 131 amino acids. NCBI's taxonomy places the organism in Eukaryota, Metazoa, Arthropoda, Insecta, Diptera, Tephritidae.
GUGAAAGUGAUGUGAAGAUGGAGCUGGAGCCGACCGACGCUGACGCGAUACGGGUCGAGACGUUGGCAAACGAGAAUUCAGGUGUAAGUGCUAAAGCGAAUGCGGCGGGGCCAACUACUACUAUUACAACAACAACAACUACAACAACAACAACAAUAACGGUACCAGCACCAGUUGCAACAAUAAUAACAAAUCCUACAACCGCAACGAUCAACGUAUCACUUAGUCGACAACAACAACAACAACAUCAUCAUCAACAACAACAGCAGCAACAACACCAACAACCACAACACGAACAACACCAACUACAACAGCAACAACCGAAACCACCACACCGCCAACAACAACAGCAUCAGGCGCAACAAAUGCAACACUCGCUCGUUGGAAGCGAUUUCAAAAUGGAAAAUUGUUAG